This is a messenger RNA of Melitaea cinxia (Glanville fritillary), 1238 nucleotides long. Its product is annotated as chitinase domain-containing protein 1. NCBI's taxonomy places the organism in Eukaryota, Metazoa, Arthropoda, Insecta, Lepidoptera, Nymphalidae. The record is from RefSeq and is a predicted model, not a curated record. Gene Ontology annotation, biological process: carbohydrate metabolic process. The coding region runs from base 5 to 1198 and encodes 397 amino acids. Gene Ontology annotation, molecular function: chitin binding; oligosaccharide binding. Gene Ontology annotation, cellular component: extracellular region. The transcript is spliced from 6 exons.
UUUAAUGUCUAAGAUGAAAUGUGUAAUUCUAAUAUUAAAACUAUUACUAUUGUCAAGUCUGUGCCUUUGUACUUUAUCUCCACCGGUUGAUAAAAAGAAUCAAAAAAAUGUGAAACCACAAGAAGGUUCUAGGAAAAAUAAUGUUCUAGAUCGAAAAUUAGUUGUUGAGACACCAUACGUCAAAGAUAUUCUUAAGUACCAUGCUACUUACCAUCAAGAUACUUCUUUACGAAGCUUUAAAAAUACGGUUUUGGGCUAUGUUACACCUUGGAAUAGUAAAGGCUAUGAUGUGGCAAAAAUGUGGGCUCCUAAAUUUGACUACAUUUCCCCAGUGUGGCUACAGGUUCGGCGGCAAACACCAAAUAUUUAUAUAGUGUCUGGCUUACAUGAUGUAGAUCAUGCGUGGAUGAAAACUGUUAGACAAAAAAGCUCCAGUACUAAUGUAAAAAUUAUACCAAGACUGCUCUUUGAAAAUUGGCAACCAGCUGAUUUAAAAGCAUUUUUUAUGGAGCCCACAUCGAUGACAGAGCAGAAAGCUCUCAUUAAUGAGAUUAAAAAAGUUUGUAAGCAGUGGAAGUUUGACGGUAUUGUGUUGGAAAUAAUGUCCCAAAUUGGGAAAUAUAUUGAUAAAUCCGUAAAAUUUGUGCAGAAAUUUGGUUUGGAAAUGAAUGAAGAUGAUUUGAGUCUAAUAUUGGUGUAUCCCCCAUUCCGAGGCUAUCCCAGUGAUGAAUUCUUCAUACAAGCAUUCAAUGAAAUCUAUCCUUAUGUGCAAGCUGUGUCAGUCAUGACAUAUGACUUUUCGAAUCCACAAAAACCUGGACCUAAUGCACCUUUGAAUUGGAUGAGAAUUUGUCUCGAAAAAUUAAUUGACAAUGAAGAAAACCCAUCUAAGAGAUCAAAAAUAUUAUUGGGUUUGAAUUUUUAUGGCAACUCGUACACAGCUAAUGGAGGAGGACCAAUUGUGGGGUUGGAGUACAUAGAGCUACUAAAAAAUGCAAAAGCCAAUCAAGUUCUCACAUACAGUAAUAAUACUGCCGAAAACUACCUAGAAAUAAAGACAUCACAGGGUACAAAGAAAAUAUUUUUCCCCACACUAUACUCAAUUCAAAAGAGACUGGAACUGGCACGCGAGUUUGGUACUGGUGUCGCAAUAUGGGAACUCGGGCAGGGCCUCGAUUACUUUUAUGACUUAUUUUGAUGUGAUAUUAAUUUUUAAAUAAUAAAUAAUUUAUUACUAC